AUGAAUGUCCUCUUGAUCAUCCUCUCUGCUGUCAGCAUCAUCAUAGCCAACAACCUCAAUACCUUGGACCCUUGCAUCCUCUCUUGCAUGCUCCAGGUUUUACCCUUGGUUGGAUGCACAGGAAACGACGACGAGGUCGUUCUAUGCGGCUGCAAGAUUAUAGAUAGGUAUACAAUCGUUGCCCCAAUUGCUGAUUGUACCAAGAAAGCUUGCAAUAUUGAGUCGAACGACUUCCCCCAGGUUCUAAAGAGCACCCAGAGUUGUUUGGAUGCCUUCGGGCCCUCUACGAUGCUGUCCGAUAUAACUCUACCACGCUACAUUCCUACUAUAGGAAUCAGUUCAUCUAGCCCGCCUGGCAGUCCAGUCUCGAGUAGUGACCCCAGCAUUCCUUCAGCUAGCACUACUUCAACCGGUACUCCAAAUUCUACUCCAAAUGACAGCAAAGGCACUCUGCAAACGAUCACCACUACUCCCAGCUCAUUAACCACACCGAUUCGUACUCUAGUCAGCACUGUUACGAGCAAUGCCCCGAUAGGUGGUCAAACCAAUGGUCUGACGGCUACUCCCACGGCCUCUCCAGCGCCUUCGUCGGAUGGUCCAGGUUUAUCCCCCGGCGUCAUCGCAACCAUUGUCGUCUCUACUGUGACCGUAAUUGGAGCGCCCUUGUGGCUGAUACGAUGCUACCGACGCCGCAAACCACGAGCGACGUCUUCCAUGGAAGAAAACGCCUCCCCAAAGCCGACAGAGAAACGCAACGAGUCUGUUGUCAUGGGGUAUACUGAGCUACUAGGUUCGACACAGAUGAGGCACGAAAUGCCGUCACACACGCCGCCAAACGCCCCAUUGCCCCUGUACAUUAACACGAUAGCCGAGAUCGAUUCGAAACCCCUCCGAAAGACACCAGAAGUGUCUCCCGAAGACGUAUCGCCGGAAGAUAACAGCAGCCAAGCAAUGUCGUUCAGUACGACGACGGCCGUCUCUCGUCCAGAGCCACCGCAAGCCGCGGACGAGGAGGAGGCCCCGGAAGAGACCCAUACAGAGGCGCCGGAGGACUCUUCAGGGGCCUCGGAUACCGAAGCAGAGCUAGAUAUGCUUCGGAAGAGACAAAAGGAGCUGGAAAGGAAGAGGCAUUAUCUUCAGCAAAUUCAGGAGAUUGACGAGGAGGAGGCGCGGCUUCAGGGACGGAUUGACGAGCUGCAGCGGCAAUCCCAAUCACACGAGAAAUAA
This is a messenger RNA of Metarhizium robertsii ARSEF 23, 1227 nucleotides long. RefSeq lists its product as uncharacterized. The transcript has 2 exons. Bases 1 to 1227 code for a protein of 408 amino acids. The record is from RefSeq and is a predicted model, not a curated record. NCBI's taxonomy places the organism in Eukaryota, Fungi, Ascomycota, Sordariomycetes, Hypocreales, Clavicipitaceae.